Molecule: messenger RNA, 594 nt
Organism: Hibiscus syriacus
Lineage: Eukaryota; Viridiplantae; Streptophyta; Magnoliopsida; Malvales; Malvaceae
Exons: 2
Coding region: 1-594 (197 amino acids)
Molecular function (GO): nucleic acid binding; RNA-DNA hybrid ribonuclease activity
Source: RefSeq, a predicted model, not a curated record
AUGAGGGAUAUGGAGAUUAUUACACUUGUCAAAUCUCAGUAUUCAGAUUUUGUAACUGCAAACACUCGUAUCCAGGGGCCUCUUUCACAAACGGCAGCUACAUGGCAACCCCCGCCAGCCUCCAUGGUAAAAAUUAAUUUUGAUGUCAGGUUUUUACAUGCACAACAAAAAAUAUGGUCAGAAGCUAUUAUUAGAGAACACACAGGACUUAUUUUGGGAGCAUGUAAAAGGAGGGUGGAUCAUAUUACCUCAGUUUUCAUGGCGGACGCAGUGGCAGUCGUUCAUGCAAUGCAGUUCGCGGUGGAGAUGGGAUAUCGCAGAGUGGUGGUGGAAGGUGACUCAAGAACAAUAAUCGAAAAGAUGCGUUCACAAGACCCUGAUUUAUCCGAGGUAAGCGUGAUAACUUGGGAGGUGCGAAACCGAACGAAAUUCUUCCAUGCAUGUUGUUUUAGUUUCGUUCCUAUAAAGGGAAACAAAGCAUCUCACUGUUUGGCAGCUGAUCAGGGGGUGUUGAGAGCUCUAUUAGAUUUUCCUUGCGCCAAGCGUUUCAAUUUCUCAAAUAUGUUUUCACAGCAAGGAGGUGGAAGGCCAUAA